Messenger RNA from Brassica napus (rape), 714 nucleotides. RefSeq lists its product as uncharacterized. The record is from RefSeq and is a predicted model, not a curated record. The transcript has a single exon. Bases 1 to 714 code for a protein of 237 amino acids. NCBI's taxonomy places the organism in Eukaryota, Viridiplantae, Streptophyta, Magnoliopsida, Brassicales, Brassicaceae.
AUGGCAGAAGCAAUGCGUAAUCAUAGAAGAAGACGUCACCGUCAAGUGAUUCUAAAUAAAGUGGAAGAUGAGAUAGAGAAGUUAAAAAAUGAGAAUCACCAGACAGAAGACAUAGCGUUAUGGAAAAGUAAGGCUGGGACCUACAAAUCAGCUUUCUCAUCAAGGAACACAUGGAUAGAGAUAAGAAAAGAAUAUAUGACCCAGGGCUGGAGCAAAGUAGUAUGGUUCAAACAUGCUACUCCAAAAUAUUCUUUCCAUAUGUGGACAGCAAUGAGAAACAGGCUAUCAACAUGUGACAGAAUCAGGAAGUGGAGCCCAUCCAUUAACCACAUAUGUGUUCUUUGCCAGCAACAUGAGGAGACAAGGAGUCAUUUGUUUUUCUCGUGUUCAUAUUCAAGUAGGAUCUGGCAGAGUUUGGUGAGAGGUCUGCUUCGAUAUAGAUACACAGAAGAUUGGGAGGAGAUUGUAGCGCUGCUAUUGGAGAACAAUUUGGACAGUGUUAAGUUGUUCUUGCUGAGAUACGCUUUUCAAGCAUCUGCUCAUUCUAUUUGGAGGGAAAGAAACAGACGCAGACAUGGAGAAAAGGAGCUACCGAAUACGCUUCUGAUCAAAACCAUUGACAAAAAUGUCAGGAACAGAUUAUCUACCAUUAAGAGGCUAGGAGAUCAUAAAAUGGAUGCAGGGCUGAGCGUAUGGUUUGGAUCAAGAGAAUGA